Tricharina praecox is the source of this 654-nucleotide messenger RNA. RefSeq lists its product as uncharacterized. The coding region runs from base 1 to 654 and encodes 217 amino acids. The record is from RefSeq and is a predicted model, not a curated record. NCBI's taxonomy places the organism in Eukaryota, Fungi, Ascomycota, Pezizomycetes, Pezizales, Pyronemataceae. The transcript is spliced from 10 exons.
AUGAAGUCUCAAAGGUCUACCCUUCUCCGCAGCCCGCAGUCGCAGUCAUCAACGACGAUGAGAUGGGAGCUGAGUCUACCGUUGACGCCGGAUGAAGCGACCGUUGGCCGGAACCUGUUCGAGAUACUUGUAGCCAACUACGGUAACUGGAAUGCUGUCAAAGCUGUCAGAUGCCGGCGCUUCUCAAUCGCCGAUGAUUUGGGAGGGGUGAAGAUCCCUAUUGCGAGAGAAACGCGGAGUCAUCGCUGGCGAAGUGUGGUGACGAAUCGCAUAGCGAUGGGCGAGAAGCUCUGGCUGGUGAAGUGUGCCCUCCAAAGAUGCCACACUCCGUCGGCACUCCUGAACCCGAACCUGUCAGAGUCGGUGGGGAACCACGAGGAUCCAGGCAAGGAGUUAUGGCCGGUGAAAAAGGCCAAGAUUGCGACCCGCGAAGUGUGGUCUACCCUCCUUCACGGAACGUACAUCGCCGCAACCGUCGGCAAGAACAAACCUGAAGCUGAAGCAGCGGAAGGCCUGAUGAUGACGUUUCUUAGCCUAAAACUAUUUGAAGAACAAUAUAGAGAAAAGCCAAGAUUGGGGCCGGAGAAGUGUGAUGAUGAGACUAUCCUAAGCUUGAGAUCGCCGUUGGCUUUAACCGGACGUCGGCCGACCUAG